AUGGAGGUUCUCGCUGCUAUUGUUGGAAAAAUAGCAGAGUUAACUGUUAUGCCCAUUGGAAGGCAAGUGGAAUAUUUAUUAUUUCACAAAAGGAACGUUAAGGAGCUAGAGAAGGAAAUUGAGGAGUUGAAAGAACGAAAAGUUCGCGUCGUGCAUGAUGUUGAAGCAGAAAGAAGGAAAGGAGGAGAGAUUGAAGAUGAAGUACUAAGUUGGCAAAACAGAGUUGACGAUACCUUGGAAGAAGUAGAGAAACUUCGUGAAGAUCAACUUCGUGCUAGUGUACGGUGUUGGAAAUGGUCUUUUCCUAAUUUGAUAUCACUACAUCAACUUGGUAGAAAAGCAAAGAAAAUGACAUUCACCAUUUCUGAACUGAAGGACAAGGGGAAGUUUGAUGGUGGAGUUGGGUAUGUUCUUGCUUCUAGCAUGGGUAACUUAAUUUUUGCAACUCGAGGUAGUGAAAAGCUUGACUCAAGAAACUCAGUGAAGGAGGAGGUUAUGUUGUCUCUAGCUGACCCCAAAAUAAGCAAAGUUGGAAUUUAUGGGUGGGGUGGAGUGGGGAAGACCACUCUAGCCAAAGAAGUUGCCAACCAUGUUAAGGAUAGAAAGCUGUUUGAUAUGGUUGCUAUGGCAACUAUAUCCCAAACUUUAGAUGUUGAAAGAGUUCAAGAUGAGAUUGCAUAUCAAUUAGGCUUCCACUUGGAUGAGAAGAUUUCAAUUGGAAGAGCUGAUCGCCUUUUUGCAAGGAUAAAAAUGGAGAAAAAUAUCCUUAUCAUACUAGAUGACAUAUGGGAGAAAAUAGAUUUGGACAAGUUGGGAAUUCCAUCUGAGCAAGAUCUUGAAGAUGGAAAAUUAUCAUUCACUUCUAAACAUUUAGGUACUUCACAGAAGAAUGAAACUUAUCAGGGUUGCAAAUUAUUGUUGACUUCUAGACGGUUAGAUAUUUUACAAAAGAAUGAGACUCAAAGUAACUUUCUUAUAAAAGCAUUAGAUAAUGCAGAGUCAUGGAGUUUGUUUAAAGAUAUGGUUGGUGAUGCUAUUGAAGAUGCUGAUUUGCAAAACAUAGCAACCCAAGUGGUUGAAAGAUGUGCAGGUUUGCCUGUUAUGAUAGUCUCAACUGCAAAGUCACUAAAGUGUAAUAAGACUAUUCAUUAUUGGACAGAUGCCUUGAACAACUUAAAGAGAGUUGAUAAUGGGGACAUGUAUGGGACUGUUUUUUCAGGUUUUGAAUUUACUUACAACCGCCUGGGAGAUGAUGAAAUGAAGAAAGUAUUCUUGCUAUGUGGUGCAUAUGGACCGUUCAUGUGGUUUAGUGACUUGUUAAAAUAUGUAUUUGGUUUGGGUGUUCUGAAACACAUAGAUACUAUUAAAGAUGCAAGAAAUCGACUGUAUAGAAUAAUUGAUGACUUGAAGGCAUCUUGUUUGUUACUUGAGAAUGAUGCGGACAAGGCCGAUGGGAUUAAAAUGCAUGACAUUGUUGGUGAAAUCGCUGUUUCAAUUGCUCAUAAGAGUGAACAUGUUUUUGCAUUGAGAAAUGAUAGUAUGCAAGAUUGGCCAAGCAAGAGAUUUCUUGAAAGGUGUACUCAAAUAAUCUUAAGAAAUUGUUUUAUCCAAGAGCUUCCUCAAAAGUUAGAUUGUCCUAAUUUAAAAUUUUUCCUCUUAAGUUUCAGAACGGGUUGCACUUUGAAAAUUCCAGACUCUUUUUUCGAGGGAAUGGGAAGCCUUGAAGCAUUAGAUUUGACAGGUUUAAUAAUACCUACAUUGCCUAUAUCUCUUCUUUCCUUGACCAAACUUAAAACAUUGUGUUUGGAUCAAUGCACUUUGAAAAAUAUGGACGGAAUAGGUGCUUUGACAAAUUUAGAAAUUCUUAGUUGCUUGAAUUCAUAUAUGGUGGAGUUCCCGAGUGAAACAGGAAAACUGACUCACUUAAAAAUGUUGGAUUUGACGAAUUCUAGAAUUAAGAUCAUUCCACCCAACAUUUUGUCCAAGUUGACUAAAAUAGAGGAACUUUAUAUGGGCAAUGCCUUAGUUAAGUGGGAGGAGGAAAGUUCAACUGAGCAAAACAAAAGUGCUAGUCUUGCUGAGCUUGGGUGCUUGACAAACCUGACUACUUUAGACAUUCAAAUUCGUGAGGCUUGGAUGCUGUCAGGGGACAUGAUGCUUGACAAGUUAGAGAGAUACAAGAUUGUCAUCGGAGAUAAAUGGGAACGGUCAAGGAACAAAAGAACCUCAAGGUUGCUAAAGCUAAAGCUUGAUACUAGCAUUCAUUCGGAACAUGGGAUUAAAGCAUUGAUUAAACAAGUGGAAGAUUUGUACUUAGAUGAAGUCAAUGGAAUUUCGGAUGUGCUUUUUGAUUUGAAUGGAGAAGGAUUUCCUCUACUAAAGUAUCUCCAUAUCCAAAAUAAUGGCCAGGUUCGGCAUAUCAUCAACACAACAGAGUGGAAUGAAACUCAUGUUUUGUUUCCAAAAUUGGAGACACUAAUACUUCACAAUCUCAAUAACUUAGUGAAGAUAUGUGAUGGCCCACUUCCUAUUAAUUCCUUUGGAAAACUCACAGUCAUCAAAGUCAAAAGUUGUGAUCAAUUGAUAUAUCUCUUUUCUGUUUUAAUGGAAAAAGCUCUUUCUCAACUUGUUGAGCUCCAAGUUUUGGAAUGCAAUUCAAUGAAGAGGAUUGUGUUAAUUGAAAAUGAAAAGUGGAAUAAGUAG
This is a messenger RNA of Neltuma alba, 2703 nucleotides long. Its product is annotated as disease resistance protein At4g27190-like. The record is from RefSeq and is a predicted model, not a curated record. The transcript has a single exon. Bases 1 to 2703 code for a protein of 900 amino acids. Gene Ontology annotation, molecular function: ATP hydrolysis activity; ADP binding. NCBI's taxonomy places the organism in Eukaryota, Viridiplantae, Streptophyta, Magnoliopsida, Fabales, Fabaceae.